Otolemur garnettii (small-eared galago) is the source of this 2330-nucleotide messenger RNA. It is a transcript of the gene B4GALT5, whose product is annotated as beta-1,4-galactosyltransferase 5. NCBI's taxonomy places the organism in Eukaryota, Metazoa, Chordata, Mammalia, Primates, Galagidae. Gene Ontology annotation, molecular function: UDP-galactose:glucosylceramide beta-1,4-galactosyltransferase activity. Gene Ontology annotation, biological process: glycoprotein biosynthetic process; carbohydrate metabolic process. The coding region runs from base 180 to 1346 and encodes 388 amino acids. The transcript is spliced from 9 exons. The record is from RefSeq and is a predicted model, not a curated record.
AUGUGGCCCGGCCCGCGGCGGCCGGCGGCUGGGAGCGGAAGGGCGGCGGCGAGUGGCGGCCUGCGAAGCCCGGGGGGCAGUGGCCGAGGCCCAGGAGGCGGCGGCGGCCCAGGAGGCUGCGGACGGGGAGCGGCGGGAGCGGGCCGGGGUGGGCCUUGGAGCGGCCGCCGGGCUGCAGCAUGCGCGCCCGCCGGGGGCUGCUGCGGCUGCCGCGCCGCUCGCUGCUUGCCGCGCUCUUCUUCUUCUCGCUCUCGUCCUCGCUGCUUUACUUCGUCUAUGUGGCGCCCGGCAUAGUGAACACCUACCUCUUCAUGAUGCAAGCUCAAGGCAUUCUGAUCCGGGACAACGUGAGGACAAUCGGUGCUCAGGUGUACGAGCAGGUGCUUCGGAGUGCUUACGCCAAGAGGAACAGCAGUGUAAAUGACUCAGAUUAUCCUCUUGACUUGAACCACAGUGAAACCUUCCUACAAACCACAACAUUUCUUCCUGAAGACUUCACCUACUUUGCAAACCACACCUGCCCUGAAAGGCUCCCUUCCAUGAAGGGCCCAAUAGACAUAAACAUGAGUGAAAUCGGAAUGGAUUACAUUCAUGAAAUCUUCUCCAAAGACCCAGCCAUCAAGCUCGGAGGUCACUGGAAGCCUUCUGAUUGCAUGCCUCGCUGGAAGGUGGCAAUCCUGAUCCCCUUCCGGAAUAGACAUGAGCACCUCCCAGUCCUAUUCAGACACCUGAUUCCCAUGCUUCAGCGCCAGCGCCUUCAGUUUGCAUUUUAUGUGGUUGAACAAGUUGGUACCCAGCCCUUUAAUCGAGCCAUGCUGUUCAACGUUGGUUUUCAAGAGGCAAUGAAAGACCUGAAUUGGGACUGUCUCAUCUUCCAUGAUGUGGAUCAUAUACCAGAAAGUGAUCGCAACUAUUAUGGGUGUGGACAGAUGCCGAGGCACUUCGCAACUAAAUUGGAUAAGUAUAUGUAUCUGCUUCCUUACACGGAGUUCUUCGGCGGCGUGAGCGGCUUAACGGUGGAACAGUUCCGGAAAAUCAAUGGCUUUCCUAAUGCUUUCUGGGGCUGGGGUGGAGAGGAUGAUGACCUCUGGAACAGAGUACAGAAUGCAGGCUAUUCUGUGAGCCGGCCAGAGGGCGACACAGGGAAGUACAAGUCCAUCCCUCAUCACCAUCGAGGAGAAGUCCAGUUUCUUGGAAGGUAUGCUCUGCUGAGGAAGUCAAAAGAACGGCAAGGGCUGGAUGGCCUCAACAACCUGAACUACUUUGCAAAUAUCACAUAUGACGCCUUGUAUAAAAACAUAACUGUCAACUUGACACCCGAGCUGGCUCAGGUGAAUGAGUACUGAGACAGGGAGAGAAUGUACAUUUGCUUUACCCACCACCACCAAGAAAGCAGUCUGAUGAGACGUCGCGAGUGUCCACACAGAAAGAGAGGAGAAGGGCAGCGUCCAGUGAAGGAUCACAGGUCCGCGCACACGCACAAACGCCUUCACUGGACUGGCCUGCUGCACUGAGGGAGUGAGACCGGACUUCCUUCAUCAGCACUGGCUUUCUGUUUUCACCAGAUGGACGUCUGUCCUGCUGCUCUCUCCCCUGUCUCCUGGCCCCACGUCCUGUCUUAGCCACAAUCUCCAGAACCUGUGAUGAACUGUGAUCUGCCUUGGUCCUGCCGUGGAGCCUGUCCCUACAAAUGACUUUUGGAACCUCUUGGCCUCCAGAGCAAAGAGGCAAACCCCCCACAGGGCAGCUGUGUUUUAGGAAGAGCAGAUGAAACUCCACACACCAUUCUUCUGUAUCUCCGGUGUUCUCUUCGGUUUCAUUUUUUAAAAAAAAACACAACAAGACAUUACCUGCUUUGGGUGGGGACUGAGGGUGGAGGGGAGGGACUUGGGAAAGAUAAAUAGACAUAAAUAUAUAACAAUCACUUCUUGAGGAAGUAAAUUGUAAAUAAGCCAUGUAAAAUGCCUUUUUUAAAUUUAAUUUUAUAACUGGCUCCAAGUCAGAUGAGGAUUUAUACGUUAGAUCACUUACUUGGUUGGCAAAUGUAGGAACUCAGUUAAAAUGCAAUUGAAGAAUAUCAUCUCUCAAAUUGCUGUCACUUUAGGAAAGGAGUGGAUAUAGGGUGUGUCAUACACACACACAAAAAGAACAAAAUAAUCCAAUCUCCAUCGCCUGCUCCGCAGGUCCUGCUCUGGACUCUCCCUCCAGAUUCUCUCCCUCUCUGGGCUAUGCGCUCAUCCCCACCUCCUGCCAGGCAGGAGGUGGCAGUUCUAGAGCAGGCUGUUCUUCCCGCCCAGAGCAGACCCUGGGGGGGUUUGCUGUGCACACGU